AUGGCUUGUCAUCAAGAAAGUGUCAAGGAUACGAUCUCAAGCGGAGGCCGGGUUUUGGAGGAAUAUCUACCCAUCCCUGGGAAAGACAACCCUAACUGGAGCCCCAAUUCGCUUGAUACCUCCGAUACAGCGGUCAAAUACAUCGAAACAGUAUCCAACGCCAAUUUCCAUAACAAUCUUGCAAUCAGACCGGGGCAUUGCCUCAACAAAGUAAACACGAUUAGCUUCACUAUGUACGUCGAUGGUCACCGCAUGGGAGGACGUGUUUACAACGAAGCAGAUUACAAAGGCGAGAAGGGGAACUUUUAG
Rhinocladiella mackenziei CBS 650.93 is the source of this 309-nucleotide messenger RNA. RefSeq lists its product as uncharacterized. The coding region runs from base 1 to 309 and encodes 102 amino acids. Lineage: Eukaryota; Fungi; Ascomycota; Eurotiomycetes; Chaetothyriales; Herpotrichiellaceae. The record is from RefSeq and is a predicted model, not a curated record. The transcript has a single exon.